CUAUUGAAUCCCAAUAGAUAUCCCAUAAUUUAAUUUGUACAACGUGCAAUACGUGCCAAUGUCAAAUUUACCCCGAACCAUUCUAUAUUAAAUGGAUAAACCGUUUCUUUUGUUACAGAGGUAGACAUCAACGGGACGUGCUUCUUCACAGAACAAUGCGAAAACAGGGUCGACCAGACGGAGUGCAGGGAUGGAAGAUGCGCUUGCAGGUUCGAAAUGAUUCCAACUCUUAACAAGAACAACAAAAUAGAAUGUGUGGCAAGCUACGAACCUCCUGCACCUGUCCAGUACAUCGAUCCGGCCAUGAUAGGCGUGUUAGUCGGUAUGGCGCUCAUGUUUGUCAUCAUCUGUGUCGUCCUAAGAUUAUUUAGCAAGGCACGAUGGAGAGAAAACAGGACCAUAUUCAACACGCCGAACCCCAGGCUAAUGAACGUGUCACUCCUGCGGGACAACAAGGCUCCCGGUGAGAGGAGAGGCAGCAAGGGGGCGCCCAGCAGGCAGCCAAGUUUGGCCUCCCUCAGACCCCAAUCUCCUGCCGCUCAAUCUCAGGGGUCUCGAGUAUCUCCUAGGGGUUCACUGCGUGGCUCGAGGAGCAGCAGUGGCUCGGCAAAGUCCCCAACGACAAACGUGCAGCAGCCACCCCAGCAACCCCAACCAGUUCAGCCAAGUCACGAUGUUGAGAUGUUGCCGAAUUCUAUAGGGUGAGUUGACGAGCUGGCAAAAAUCCGUCUCUACUUCGCAGUUGCUUUCGUAUCUUAAACAUUAAGCCUUUGGGACCAGCCUUUACUUAUUUCGCACUUGGGCACAGAAUAUCAAUUGUAACUUUUCAAGAAGCUUAUGUGCUGUGGCAAAUAUCAAUCACUUAAAACCACUUGUGGAGAUUUUUCAUGAAUACUUCUAUCUUUUAGAGUUUAAAAAAAAAUUGGUUUAUUCAUAUUUUUUUAAAUUGAUUUUUUCUAAUAAUGAAGCACAAUAAGAAUCUAUUUUAACAAAUUAGUCAGCUCUUUGCUUUCCCAACUAGAGCAAAACAGAACCUAUUUAUAAUUAUGUGAGAAUGAAUAAAUUGUAAGAAUAUUAGUUUGAAAUAAGUCAAUUUAGUAAAAGAUAGUUACUUAAAUAAAGCUCUUUCAACUUUUUUAAAGCAAAGACUAAUAAUAUAUAUUCAAUGAGUGUAGAGAUUUGAUUAGAAAAGAUGGUGGAUGAAAGGUUUAGACAGAAUAGAAACGGUUUGUUACUGCUAUCGACUAUUAACAAGAAUUUUUAAUCAUAUUAGAGUGAUUAUUGAGAUUAGAAUAAAAUAAUAUUCUAUUGGCUGGUUCCCAUAGCCUACCAAUCUUUGGCUUUUAGGUAAUUUGACCAGUCAAAUAAUAUAACUACAAAAAGUUAAUUACAUUAUGCCAUUUAAUAGCUUUAAACUAGAUGGAAACUUGAAAAAUCACAUAUUUAUUUUUUUCACAAUUUUGAAGUUUAUUAGUGCCUAAGAACCUUAAACUAUUGAGCUAAGUUUAGUUGGUACAAAAAUUAAUAUUCAGUGUGUCUAUGAAUUAGUGUUUAUCUUUCUAUUAAAAAAAAAAA
This is a messenger RNA of Cimex lectularius (bed bug), 1575 nucleotides long. RefSeq lists its product as uncharacterized. The record is from RefSeq and is a predicted model, not a curated record. NCBI's taxonomy places the organism in Eukaryota, Metazoa, Arthropoda, Insecta, Hemiptera, Cimicidae. The coding region runs from base 217 to 705 and encodes 162 amino acids. The transcript has 5 exons.